Oncorhynchus nerka (sockeye salmon) is the source of this 852-nucleotide messenger RNA. Its product is annotated as claudin-4-like. The record is from RefSeq and is a predicted model, not a curated record. Bases 178 to 852 code for a protein of 224 amino acids. The transcript has a single exon. Lineage: Eukaryota; Metazoa; Chordata; Actinopteri; Salmoniformes; Salmonidae. Gene Ontology annotation, molecular function: structural molecule activity. Gene Ontology annotation, cellular component: bicellular tight junction; plasma membrane. Gene Ontology annotation, biological process: bicellular tight junction assembly; cell adhesion.
GAGAACCAAGGUACCCAGAGAGACAACAGCCCAGCACCAGGGGACAAGGGGAGACUACGACAGCCCAGAAUCAGGGACAAGACCACUGCCCCAGAUCAAAGCACCAAGGACAAAGAGAGACGACAGCCACAGACCAGCACCAGAGCACCUAGGGACAGGGAGAGACUAGUUCCAGAGAUGGCCUCGGCCGGCCUGGAGAUCCUGGGUAUGAUCCUUUGUGUGUCAGGCUGGUUAGGGGUCAUGGUGGCUUGUGGCCUGCCAAUGUGGAGAGUAGCUGCCUACAUUGGCCAGAACAUCGUCAUCUCUCAAGUGAUCUGGGAGGGCCUGUGGAUGAACUGUUCUGUCCAGAGCACGGGCCAGAUGCACUGCAAAGUCCACGACUCCAUGCUUGGACUCCCUGUGGACCUACAGGCGGCCCGUGCCCUGGUCAUCGUCUCUAUGGUGCUGUGCAUCAUGGGCAUCGGCCUGUCUGUAGCCGGGGCCAAGUGCACCAACUGCAGCUCAGACACAGGCAGCAAGCCACGCAUGGUGCUGGGAGCCGGAGUGACCUUCAUCGUGGCGGGGCUGUUGCUGCUGACGGCCGUAUCGUGGACGGCUAACACCAUCGUCUUGGAUUUCUAUGACCCAAUGAUGGAGGAGACAGGGAAGAGGGAGUUUGGGAACUCACUGUAUUUUGGAUGGGCUGCCUCCUGUCUGCUUCUCCUAGGGGGAGCUCUGCUCUGCUGCUCCUGUCCCCUGAAAGCACCCCAGGGUGUUAGCGGGGUUGGGUCUGGACCCAACAGGGUGAUGAACUACUCUGAGGUCAAAUACCCCAUGUCUGUCAAUGGAUAUGUGAGGAGGGACUAUGUGUGA